Molecule: messenger RNA, 750 nt
Organism: Bubalus bubalis (water buffalo)
Lineage: Eukaryota; Metazoa; Chordata; Mammalia; Artiodactyla; Bovidae
Gene: TRAPPC2L
Product: trafficking protein particle complex subunit 2L
Exons: 5
Coding region: 126-545 (139 amino acids)
Biological process (GO): endoplasmic reticulum to Golgi vesicle-mediated transport
Cellular component (GO): nucleus; TRAPP complex; cytoplasm
Source: RefSeq, a predicted model, not a curated record
AAGGCCGGCUGAGUGACAGGAAAGGCGGGGUCGCGGCCGACUGAAAGACUGGCGAAAGGGGCGGGGCCUGGCCGGCCUCGUGACCGGUGUCGUCGUCAUGUGACGCGGCCGGUCGGGCUCCCAAGAUGGCGGUGUGUGUAGCGGUGAUCGCCAAGGAGAAUUAUCCUCUUUACAUCCGCAGCAUCCCCACGGAGAAUGAGCUCAAGUUCCACUACAUGGUGCACACAUCCCUGGACGUGGUGGAUGAGAAGAUCUCUGCCAUGGGGAAGGCCCUGGUGGACCAGAGGGAGCUCUACCUGGGCCUGCUCUACCCUACAGAAGACUACAAGGUAUAUGGCUACGUGACCAACUCCAAGGUGAAGUUUGUCAUGGUGGUGGAUUCCUCCAACACGGCGCUCAGAGACAACGAGAUCCGCAGUAUGUUCCGGAAGCUGCACAACUCCUACACAGACGUGAUGUGCAACCCCUUCUAUAACCCGGGGGACCGCAUUCAGUCCAGGGCCUUCGAUGGCAUGGUGACCUCCAUGAUGAUCCAGGUCUGCUGAGCAGAGCUCUGCAGCCCCUGGCUGGAAGGAAGGGUUCUGUACAUAACCACAUUGUCCAGAUGUCUGUUCAUCUCACUUGCCUCUCCUGGGGGUCGCUGGGGGCAGGCCUCAUGCUUGGGGCAUGUUGACUAAAGGUCUCGUGAGAUCAGCUUUGGGUUUUUCCUUCUGAGACAGCAGAGGCUUGAAUUAAAGAGAGUUUAGGGAC